Molecule: messenger RNA, 1570 nt
Organism: Neomonachus schauinslandi (Hawaiian monk seal)
Lineage: Eukaryota; Metazoa; Chordata; Mammalia; Carnivora; Phocidae
Gene: TFDP2
Product: transcription factor Dp-2
Exons: 12
Coding region: 90-1433 (447 amino acids)
Biological process (GO): regulation of transcription by RNA polymerase II; regulation of cell cycle
Cellular component (GO): transcription regulator complex; nucleus
Molecular function (GO): RNA polymerase II transcription regulatory region sequence-specific DNA binding; DNA-binding transcription factor activity, RNA polymerase II-specific
Source: RefSeq, a predicted model, not a curated record
GAAUUAUUGAAGACGAAGUUUUUUUUUAUUUUUGUUUUUUGUUUGUUUUUUAAUGGCUUUACAGAAUUUUAAAUCGAAUACAAUUUGACAUGACGGCAAAAAAUGUUGGUUUGACUUCUACAAAUGCAGAACUGAGAGGAUUUAUUGAUCAGAAUCUCAGUCCAACAAAAGGUAACAUUUCAUUUGUUGCAUUUCCAGUUUCCAGCACCAACUCACCAACAAAGAUUUUACCAAAAACCUUAGGACCAAUAAAUGUGAAUGUUGGACCCCAAAUGAUUAUAAGCACACCACAGAGACUAACCAGUUCAGGAAGUGUUCUGAUUGGGAGUCCAUAUACCCCUGCACCAGCAAUGGUUACUCAGACACACAUAGCAGAAGCUACUGGCUGGGUCCCAGGUGAUAGAAAACGAGCUAGAGAAUUUAUAGAUUCUGAUUUUUCAGAAAGUAAACGAAGCAAAAAAGGAGAUAAAAAUGGAAAAGGCUUGAGACAUUUUUCCAUGAAAGUGUGUGAGAAAGUUCAGCGGAAAGGUACAACAUCAUAUAAUGAAGUGGCUGAUGAGCUGGUAUCAGAGUUCACCAAUUCAAAUAACCAUUUGGCCACUGAUUCGCAGGCUUAUGACCAGAAGAAUAUUAGGAGAAGAGUUUAUGAUGCUUUAAAUGUGCUAAUGGCAAUGAACAUAAUUUCAAAGGAAAAAAAAGAAAUCAAGUGGAUUGGCCUGCCUACCAAUUCUGCUCAGGAAUGUCAAAAUCUUGAGAUAGAGAAGCAGAGGAGGAUAGAACGGAUAAAGCAGAAGCGGGCCCAGCUCCAAGAACUUCUCCUGCAGCAAAUCGCUUUCAAAAACCUGGUUCAGAGAAAUCGGCAAAAUGAACAGCAGAACCAGGGCCCUCCAGCUCUGAACUCCACCAUUCAGCUGCCAUUUAUAAUCAUCAAUACAAGCAGGAAAACAGUCAUAGAUUGCAGCAUUUCCAGUGACAAGUUUGAAUAUCUUUUUAAUUUUGACAACACCUUUGAGAUCCAUGAUGACAUAGAAGUACUGAAACGAAUGGGAAUGUCCUUUGGCCUGGAGUCAGGCAAAUGCUCUCUGGAGGAUCUGAAACUUGCUAAAUCGCUGGUGCCAAAGGCGUUAGAAGGUUAUAUCACAGAGAUCUCCACAGGACCUUCCUGGUUAAAUCAGGGACUACUUUUGAACUCUGCUCAAUCAGUUUCAAAUUUAGACCUGACCGCUGGUGCCACCUUGUCCCAGUCAAGUGUAAACCAAGGGUUGUGCUUGGAUGCUGAAGUGGCCUUAGCAACUGGGCAGUUCCUUGCCCCAAACAGUCACCAGUCCAGCAGUGCGGCCUCUCACUGCUCUGAGUCGCGAGGCGAGACCCCCUGUUCGUUCAACGACGACGACGAGGAAGAUGACGAGGAGGAUUCCUCCUCCCCAGAAUAAAGACAGGAGAAAACCCAUGUUUUAAUAUUUGAUGCUCAUGUGUGUUUUUAGUGUGAGCUCUUGUUUUUGAAAUGAUUGCUUCAGUCUUUGCCUUUGUUUGCACUGUGUGUUCAGUGAAAACUAGGGAAACACAAUAA